AUGUUCUGGCGUGUUUUCUUCACACUAUUGGGUGCCACGGCGGUUAUAGCCACCCGUUGCAACAAGUUCUAUCGUAAGGACUAUACAUACAUAGAUCAGUUCGAUGCGUUCUACAAACUACAUUGGGAGCAGCCCGGGCGCUGGCAGUCUGCGUUUCUCGCCUGCGAUGACGAGGGUGCUACCUUCUUCUAUCCAAAGACCGCGGAAGAGAGAACCGUUGUAAAGCGUCUGGUGGGGAUGGAACUCAAGAGUAAUAAUGUUACAGAGAUUUUCGUUGGCAUACACGAUGAGUUUGGCUUUGGCGAAUUUAUGACUGUUGAUGGCAAGUACAAAGUACUAUUACACCUUAUAAAACAAAGUCCCCGCCGCGUCUGUCAACCUGCUUCAUCAGUUCCUGGAAGCCAGAACCAGGGUCAGAGCAUGUGUGUCGCUAUGGGGGUAGACACUGGGACAUACAUACUGACGUCUUGUGAGACAGAGAAGCCUUUUCUUUGUAAGAAGGUAGAGGAAGCUGUGCCGUCCUGUCCUACCGUCGAUCGUGGUUACACUUACCACAGCGAUGUGAAGAAAUGCUACAAAAUUAAUCAAAGGAAAAAGUCGUGGGCAGAAGCCAUGAAAACGUGCAUCACGGAAGGUGGGGUCCUAGCCGUGGCUAAAAACAACGCCGAAGCUGACAUCAUCUAUAGAGAAAUGAAAGAACAUUUUGAUGAGCCAUAUUUCGUUGGCUUUAGAAGAUUACAGCCACAAGGCGACUUUUAUACAGUAAAAGGUUAG
Molecule: messenger RNA, 774 nt
Organism: Cydia splendana
Lineage: Eukaryota; Metazoa; Arthropoda; Insecta; Lepidoptera; Tortricidae
Product: C-type mannose receptor 2-like
Exons: 4
Coding region: 1-774 (257 amino acids)
Source: RefSeq, a predicted model, not a curated record